This is a messenger RNA of Dermacentor andersoni, 1917 nucleotides long. The record is from RefSeq and is a predicted model, not a curated record. NCBI's taxonomy places the organism in Eukaryota, Metazoa, Arthropoda, Arachnida, Ixodida, Ixodidae.
CCACGCACCAUCGGCAGUUUCUCCUCGUAGCCGCAUGCCACGUGCAGAAGAAGAAGAAGAAGCUGACGAACAGGAUGGUUUCUUCGAUGGGGUCUGCGACGGCGAGCGAAAAGAAUGCCUCUGGCCGCUCCAAGUCCAGGGCCAAGCCUAAGUCCAAGAAAAAGUCCUCGCGGCGAUCCUCAAAGCGUGGCCGCAAACGCAGCACAACCACUCCCAGCGUCCCCGAGGUGGAAGAUGCAGUCCCGUCGCUGUCCGUGGAUUCCCGUCGGCCUAGUUCUUCCACGCAGGCAGAGGUGUCGACGAUGUCCUUGACUGAACGGCGCAAGGACCCUCGAGCCGCAAGCGAACGGACGUCGAUCGCUGGGAGUAUGGGUGUCACUGAGGACCAAAGCGCCCUCGCCAACUCAGAGAUACCCCGAUCAGCGCUGACAUUUCUGUCGGCAGCAUCGGAGUCGAUGGUGGCGCUCGCAUCGCCUGAGCCAACAGUGCUAGCUUCGCAUCAGAUAGACGAAGAGGAGCUGGUUUCGCGGGUGCCACUGGCGACCCUGCCACCUCCGGCGAUGAUGCCAACACGUCCUUCCACACAGAGGAAAGCCGCAGCCAUGGACGCGGUGGCAAAGCACGAGUCUGGGAGGAAGACAGGCAUGACAACGGGACACGACAUUUUCACCCCUCUCAACAGGAUCGUCCCGUGGCAGAAAGAGGUCCAACCAGACCUCGUCGAUGUGCGUGUUUUUUUUUUUUUUGCUUUUGUAUGCGCGCGUCAAACUCGCACUAAAAAGAGAUCGCGAAGAUAGCGAACGAUUCCCAAAACAUAACCUACAAAUUAGACAUGUCCGAAAUGUAUCUCGGAUAUAAUUCUGUCUACGGCAUGAAUAGUUCUCGAAUGGACGACCUUAUUUGUAUUGGUCUCCAAAAUAAUUUACCCUCAACUGUUUUUUCUCCAAGUUGAUAUAAGUACGUUAAGGUGCAUCUCAUGACGUAAUGGUGCUUCUGUUUUGUGGAUCUACUUAACUGUAGGUCAUGCCAAUAACUUACCCUCUGCCCUUUAAGCACAAGUAUAUGUAAACACCAGAGCGUGAGUUGAGGCGAGAAUAGCUUCUAAUAUUUGUUGAAGGAACAGCAUUUCUAUUGUAUGCAAAAUGGGGGAGGAGGAAAUUCUCUAGCGAUGCGUUAACCUCGAACAACGGUAUUACCGUCAUCUGCAAACCGCGUUAAUAAAAUUUAGAUGCAAAUUAAUAUAGUUAGUUUGCACGAAACUGUAGAGCAGGACGACUACGUGUUCUCCUCAAUCGUUGAAUUCGCGCGACUCAAUCAAGCGCCAAUUCGGCUACAGCUCCCUUCCAUAUUUAUUGGUGCUGGAACAAGUCUGGCUGCAGCAUUUGGCUAAUAGAAGCGUAAGAUAAAGAAUGCAUUGGAAGCUCCGAAUGUGGUUCGGGUUCACAUGCUAAGAAAAAGAAAAAAAGAAAAAGAAAUGAAAGAAAGCAAUAUGAUACAGACCCUAGUUCAAUAACUAUAGGUCCGUAUCCGAAGUACCGCGACAUCUUGAGGCAGGUAACGUGCAAAUAAAACACUGACAAUGGAAAGAACGAGGUCAUACAGAGCGCUUUUCCAACUAAAUUCAUCACACGAGAAAAAUGUACAUAAACUCGCUCGCAUACAGCGCUCCGUAUGUCCUCGUUCUUUUUGCUGUCCGUAUUUUAUUUGAGCUUUAGCCGCUUUAAGAGAUUAUUCGUGGAAAGCUAUUCCGUAAACCUUAUAAUCGAACUGCUAUAUGAACAGCCACCAGAACGGCAUGUAAUGGGGAGUAGACUUUCGUACACUAGGCCAAGGACACCAUAUUCGUUUGCACAGUUGCCUGUAAACGAAUAUUAAAUGUUUUAUAGUGAGGAAAUUGCGGUUCUGCGUGCGAAUGUG